AUGGCUGACCUCUGUCUGUGCGGAGUCGUCUUCGUUCUCCUCGCCCUCUUCACGCCCGAGACAUAUGCUCCAACCCUCCUUCGGCAGCGUGCCAAUACUCUUUCCAAGGCCACCGGCAAGGUCUACCGCUAUCGUGCCGAUGCGCAGAAACCUCUGGAGAUCGGGCCGCUCUUCCGCGCAGCGCUCCUCCGUCCAUGGCGUUUCCUCCUGGAACCGAUCGUCCUCAUCCUCUCCAUCUACAUCGCCGUCAUCUACGGAACGCUGUAUCUCAACUUUGCAGCGUACCCAAUCAUCUUCCAGCAGAUGCGCGGCUGGUCGGGCGGCGAGCAGGGCCUUGCAUUCCUGGGCAUUGCGGGCGGUGUUGUCGUCGCCAUCGCUGUGACUCUCCUCAUGGUCAACAAGGCCUAUGUCAAGGCGAGCCAGCAGAAGGGUACUCCACCACCAGAGGAGCGUCUCCCGCCUGCAUUCAUGGCUGGUAUCAUGUGCGUGAUUGGCCUUGCUGGCUUUGCGGCCACCUGUGGCCCCAACGUACACUGGAUCGCCUCCAUCCUCUUUGGCAUUCCUUUCGGAUUCGGCAUGGUCAUCAUCUUCCUCUCGACCAUGGGCUACCUUGUUGACAGUUACACCAUCUACGCCGCCAGUGUCCUUGCGGCCAACUCGGUCUUGCGAUCCCUCUUCGGCGCCGCAUUCCCUCUCUUCACACCCAAGAUGUACGCCAAGCUCGGCGUGCACUGGGCCGCCGCCAUCCCCGGUUUCCUCGCCUUGAUCUGCGUUCCCUUUCCCCUCAUCUUCUACAAGUACGGAGCGCAAAUCCGCGCGCGCUGCAAAUACGCUUCGGACGCCGAGCGCACCAUGAAGCAGCUCAUGGCCGCGCGCCGUGCCGAGCUCGAGGACGAAGAGGCCGACGGCAAGUUCCGCUACAGCACAAGUGAGAAGCCGGCACUGGGCCGCGUCAAGACUGCCGCGUCGAUCACUCGACCUAGCCACCCCAAGAACGACGAAUGGAUCCAGUGGCGCAUCCUGGCCUCCCGCGAUGAAGUCGACCUCUCGGACGAAGACCGGAUGCGAGUACACCAGGGAGCGCAAGAGUUCGCCCCCUAUCACCACGCCCCAGGCGUAUAG
Messenger RNA from Cutaneotrichosporon cavernicola, 1122 nucleotides. RefSeq lists its product as uncharacterized. Gene Ontology annotation, molecular function: transmembrane transporter activity. The coding region runs from base 1 to 1122 and encodes 373 amino acids. The transcript has a single exon. The record is from RefSeq and is a predicted model, not a curated record. Gene Ontology annotation, cellular component: plasma membrane. Lineage: Eukaryota; Fungi; Basidiomycota; Tremellomycetes; Trichosporonales; Trichosporonaceae. Gene Ontology annotation, biological process: transmembrane transport.